This is a messenger RNA of Protopterus annectens (West African lungfish), 1364 nucleotides long. Its product is annotated as zinc finger protein 19-like. Gene Ontology annotation, biological process: negative regulation of transcription by RNA polymerase II. Lineage: Eukaryota; Metazoa; Chordata; Ceratodontiformes; Protopteridae. Gene Ontology annotation, molecular function: DNA-binding transcription repressor activity, RNA polymerase II-specific. The record is from RefSeq and is a predicted model, not a curated record. The transcript has 4 exons. Bases 124 to 1254 code for a protein of 376 amino acids.
CUGAAAAGAGAACGAAAAAGUUAUCCUUGAGGUUUUUGAGCAUUAAAGAGUAUAUUAAUGCAUACUUUGUAACAGUACAAGUCUGAAUUCUCCGGUGGUGUUGUAAACUGAAACUGAGUUAUCAUGCUGGAGGUUCCAGAAGCCUUUGAAGAUGUGGCCGUUGCUUUCUCUAAAGAGGAAUGGAUGGUGUUAAGCCAAGAAGAGAAGAGACUCCACAGAGAAGUGAUGGUACAGAAUUAUGAAACUAUGCUGUCAGUAGGUUACAAUAUCCCACUGGAAGAACUGUUGCUGUUAGUGAUGUUUGAAAGGGAUGAUGGUGUCCCAUUUAAUGAUGUUAGCAUGGAACAGACUGAGCAGCAGGACAAGCAUCCUGCAAUCACACCUGCAGUUACCAAGACAGUGAACUCCAAAGGGAGAUGCGUUAAAUAUUUGACGUGUGGAAAAUGCUAUCUUAAUCACAGACGAGAUAUGUUAUAUCAGCAUCCACAGUGUCAGAAGACAUUUCAUGUCCUGCAUUCUGUUUUUGUCAAACGUAUGACUCAUGAAGAAAAGGAAUGUAAUAAUACUGAACAGUUGAAGAACACAUCAGAAUUAAACAUUGACCAUUGUCCAGGAAGUUUUUUUAAUGAGCAGUGCAUCAUUAUAGGAGAGCAAAACUUCAAAGUGAAUAAGCAAAAUCAACAUGCUGACUCCGUCCAGAACUUUUCGGAUCAGAGCAGAAUCAUGUUACAUCAAACAACCUUUAUGGGGAACAAACAGAUCAGUUGUGGUGAACAUGUUCAGAAUUUUUCACAGCAGGAUAACACCAGACACUGUGUUCACAUUCACUCAGAAGGACAUAGAAACAACUGCCAUGAAUGUGGUAAAAACUACACAUCAGAUAGUGGCUUUGUAACUCAGCAACAGAGCAAUAAGGAGGAAAAGCCAUUUAUAUGUCCUGAGUGUGGCAUGAAUUUGAAAUCAGACAGUGAACUGUUGAUUCAUCAACAGACUCACACAGGAUGCAAACGAUUUAUAUGCUGUGAGUGCGGCACAAGUUUUUCACGGUAUACUGCCUUCACUGCACAUCAGCAAAUGCAGACCUCUUGCAGAGUUUAUAUAUGCAAUGAAUGUGAUAAGAGUUUUGCUUCAGAAAGUGAACUUGGACUACACGAGCAAAUCCAUGCAGAGAGGCAAUUUUGCUGUGAAGAGUGUGGCAAGACCUUUGUGCAGCAAAAAAACUUUAGAGCUCAUCAACAGAUACACAUAGGUUAAAACUUCCUCAUAUAACAUAAAAUUGACAUUUGGAAUGUCUGAAUGUAGAGAUGAUAAAAUCAGCAAGCAAAGGAGAGUAUUAUUGCUGUAAUUGAAUUCAUCCUCAGGUC